This is a messenger RNA of Cylindrotheca closterium, 1497 nucleotides long. The record is from the annotation of a GenBank genome assembly. NCBI's taxonomy places the organism in Eukaryota, Bacillariophyta, Bacillariophyceae, Bacillariales, Bacillariaceae.
AUGACGGUCAAUCUUCAUGACAUCUCGGCUGCUGAACUCCUCGACCACUUGCAGGAUGCGAGCAUGGGGAGUGCUUCUGGUGCUCUUCCUCCUAAAGUGGUUGACACCGCCAGAGACAGCAUCCUAGCGCAUGUGACUGAACGUCAAUCUCUCAAACCUGGAGACAUAAAGCGUUUGAUGUCGGAUAAGCUUGCCGAUGUGCCCUCCAAACCCAAAGGCAAGCAGGAAGCCAAGCAACACGAGAUCGUGAUAGAUGGUAAAACGUAUCGAUCUGUCAAUACAGCUACUGGUUUACCAAAGGAUAUGCUUACUAUUAACGCACCUCCUACACCGAGGCGCAAUCCAAGACAAAAGACUCGUUAUAGUAAUGGUAAUCGCAAUGGGGAGAGAACUGAUAAUGGCCCUCCCCCACGAACCAAGCAAGCACAAGAACCUCUGCCACCAACUACUACAGAGUAUAAGAAUCCGAGCUCUGCAGUGAAGUCUCGUGAACGCGAUUGGGAGCGACUGCGACAAUACUCUGCAUGGUUGCCUAAGCUCGUAAUUCAGAAAACUUUUGACUGUACAACUCAGUUGGCUCGCAUUCCCAUGAGUGCCCACCUUCAACGUCACUACCGUUCACCGUUCCCAGCGCUUAAUGUCAACAGACGAAAUGAAGGUUUAGCCACCGAUACCGUCUAUGCUGACACGCCAGACAUUGAACAUGGACAUGUGGCAGCCCAGUUCUAUGUGGGACUAUCCUCUCUUGUUAGCGACGUCUAUGGUGUCACUUUGGAUGCUCAAUUUCUCCAGACAUUACAGGACAACGUACGGAAGCGAGGAGCACCAUCCAAACUUGUGAGCGAUCGGGCUCAAGCACAAGUUUCCAAAGCAGUGAAAGACUACCUCCGUUGGCUAUGCAUCGAUGACUGGCAAAGCGAACCGCAUCGCCAGAACCAGAACCCAGCCGAACGAAGAUACCAAGAUGUUAAACGAUUAGCCAACAGGAUUCUGGACCGCACCGGAGCACCUCCUACUCUAUGGCUCCUAGCCCUUCGCUAUGCAUCUUUUGUCUACAACUAUACUGCUGUCAAGGGCCUUGGAUGGGUGACUCCAAUCCAAGCGCUGACCGGUAUAACCCCGGAUAUUAGUGUACUCCUUUGUUUCCACUUUUAUGAAAAGGUAUACUAUAAAACGGAAGAACCGGCCUUCCCUUCUGACUCUCCGGAGUCCCUUGGCUACAUGGUAGGCAUUGUUGAGCACGUUGGUCAUGCCAUGACCUACAAGAUCCUGAACCCAGAAACGAAUAAAAUAUUGUUUUGUUCGGAAAUCCGCUCUGCUUCAACUGACACUGAUCCCAACAAACGUCUUCAUACAUCUGAUGGGGAGGGCUUGUCAGCCCCUACAAUAAUCAAAUCCAGAAACGACAAGACUAAAGUUCAAACCAUUCUUUAUUCCAGUGACGACGAAUCAGACUCUGAAGACGUUCUUGUGGAAAACAGUGAUCUCAUUGGUUGA